AUGACUAAGAAGAGACGAUCCGGCGGCCGCAACAAGUCCGGCCGAGGCCACGUAACCUUUGUGCGAUGCUCCAACUGCUCGCGCGCUGUCCCCAAGGACAAGGCCAUCAAGCGAUUCACUGUGCGCAACAUUGUCGAGGCCGCUGCCAUCCGUGAUCUGUCCGAGGCGUCGGUCUACCAGGAGUACGCGCUGCCCAAGCUGUACAUCAAGGUGGUCUACUGUGUCUCGUGCGCCAUCCACGCUCACAUUGUCCGUGUCCGUUCGCGCGAGGGUCGCCGCAGCCGUCUGCCCCCUCCCCGCGUCCGCUUCAACAAGGACGGCAAGAAGAUCAACCCCGCCCUCGCCCAGGCCCAGGCCCAGCGCGCCUAA
Kalmanozyma brasiliensis GHG001 is the source of this 369-nucleotide messenger RNA. Its product is annotated as Ribosomal protein S26e. Gene Ontology annotation, biological process: translation. Bases 1 to 369 code for a protein of 122 amino acids. The transcript is spliced from 2 exons. Gene Ontology annotation, molecular function: mRNA binding; structural constituent of ribosome. Gene Ontology annotation, cellular component: ribosome; cytosolic small ribosomal subunit. The record is from RefSeq and is a predicted model, not a curated record. Lineage: Eukaryota; Fungi; Basidiomycota; Ustilaginomycetes; Ustilaginales.